UGUAUCUUUCUCGUCUAACAAUGUUGUCGAAAUAAGAACACGUCACGCGCUAGCCAGUUAGCUAGCCUUCUACGUUACUGCAGACAACAUGUAAUUGUUGUAAUUAAAUGCAACAGUGUGUACAGCUACACAAAUGUAAUUUAUCUGGUAGCAAUUGGCAUGUGCAUAGCAAAUAUGGGUUGGCGUUUAUCGAGUUUUAUUUUGAACGCCGUGCCUUGGCGGAAUGAAGAGGUUUUGCUUUUUUUAAGGUAGCAUGGCAAGAUGUAGCUAGUUUGCUAGCCUUAUCGCUAGUGGUACUUUGCUAGCAGCUAGCUAGUGCCGCUAGUAGUAAGGUGCUCAAACCCGAUUGUAGUGCUGAGAGGCGAUAGUUUAUUUUUGUGAAGUGUGUGCACCCCUUCAUAAUGUGGUUUUAACAGGGGACAUCAUAUUUGGUAGCUACUAGUUGGAGAAUCAAGCGAUUGCUUGUUAAAUUGCUAAUUGCCUUCUCGCUAAGCUAACUGAUGACACAAGAAAUAUAUUACUAGAUAGCUAGUUAGCUAUGUAUAUUUUUCUGGCUAAUUCAUGAUGGUGCAAAGCAACCCAGAUUUGAGCGAUGUCCCCUCACAGUUGUCAAUUUAACCUUAACCCAAGCAAAGUGGGUUCCUCAUAAGCCACCACGGACUAUAUCUGCUUAAAAUACUACAAGUCUGGACAGUGUACACAGUACAAAGUUCUUGAGGAGAGAGGGAAUUGUCUGCACUUUGUCCAAGCUUCACUUCUACCAGUAGAAAGUCGAGGGCUACAGUACAUCAAUCAUGCAACGCUUUGGCCAUCUAGUGAUGUAUAUUUUUAAACUGUAGGCCUAUAAGUUCUAGUUUCCCAUUACAAUAUCACACAGAUGUGGUCCAUUUUGUUAAACAAUGUUACAUUGUUUUGUGUGACACCAUUUGAUUCUCUCCCUGCUUCCCAACUGUACUCAUCCCACGCGCAGGCAAGGAUAGUGUGUUGCCGUGACUUGUCAUGAACGAGCCAGAGAGUGGAGUGGUCUCGUUCGACGAGUACGUCAGGCAGAAGGCCCGCAGUGUGCCCCAGCAUCGGAUGAAGGAGUUCUUGGAGUCUUUGGCCAAUAAGGGCCCAGAGGUGCUGCAGGAGUUUAGCCAGCAGAGCAAUGCAGCCACUACCACCACCAUGGUGUACCAGCAAAGUGGCAACUGUGUCUACACCGACAGCACCGAGGUGGCCGGAUCCCUUCUGGAGCUGGCAUGUCCAGUUCAGGUGACCUCGGCUCAAAUGUCACCACAGACAUCUGAGCAGCAAAUUCAAGUGCAAGUGCAGAUACAGGGACAGCAGGGACAGGCAGUUGGUCAGCUGCUCCAGGUGGCUUCCCCUUCCCAGCAGGACAUACAGGGCAUCUCCACGGCCGCACAGCUCGUCCAGCAGGGAGAGCUAACUGAAGAACAGCACCAGCAGAUUCAGGCUCAGUUGGUUGCUGCAGUAGGCCAGCAGAUUCAACUUCAAGGAGGGCAACAGAUUCAACAGAUUCAGUUACAAGGAGGCCAACAGAUUCAUCUUCAAGGAGGCCAACAGAUUCAUCUUCAAGGAGGCCAACAGAUUCAGCUUCAAGGAGGACAACAGAUUCAGCUUCAAGGAGGGCAACAGAUUCAGCAGAUUCAAUUACAAGGAGGCCAACAGAUUCAGCUUCAAGGAGGCCAACAGAUUCAGCUUCAAGGAGGCCAGCAUAUUCAGCUUCAAGGAGGCCAGCAGAUUCAGCAGAUCCAACUCCAAGGAGGCCAACAGAUUCAGCUACAGAGCGGCCAACAGAUUCAGUUACAAGGCCAACAGAUUCAGCUUCAGGGUGGUCAGCAGAUCCAACAGAUCCAGCUUCCAGGUGGUCAGCAGAUCCAGAUCCAGACUGUGGAGGCCAUGUCUCCAUCCCAGCAGCAGGGUUCGCCCCGGGAGGCCGAGAGGAGGGCCGGCGCCUCCCCCACUGUCCUCCAGCCAGCCAAGAAGCGCAAGGUGGACGUCCCCAUCGCGGUGUCGUACGCUCUGCCCCAGGGACAGCAGGUGGCAACCGUCCUGGCCAUCCCUCAGGGUCAGCAGCAAAGCUAUGUGUCCCUCCGCCCUGACCUGUUGACUGUGGACAGCACACACCUGUACAGCACCACAGGCACCAUCACUGGGCCCGCAGGGGAAACCUGGACGAUCCCUGUGUACUCAACCCCCCAGCAGCAGGGCGUGGCCCACAUUGCCAUCCCGCAGGAGGCUUAUAGCACCGUCCAAGUGGCGGCCAGCCACGACAAGGACAAGAUGGCCGCCAUCUCGUCGGCAGGGUCGGUGGCGGUGCAUUCGGGCGCGGCGGUGACGGUGGCGUCGGGGACGCAGGAGGAGGUGGUCCAGACGCUGUUCCCGGCGCAGUUCAUGAACGGAAACCUCCACAUCCCUGUGGCGGUGCAGACAGUGGGCGGGGCCUACAACACCACCCAGUCGCUGCACAUCUGGGACCCUCAGCAGCAGCACGGCCAGGGAGGAGAGGAGCAACAGCUACACCUGCAGGCCGAGUCGGACGGACAGACGGAGGCCUCCACCGAGCUGCUGCUUCCUGUCUCGCUGAAGCCCGAGGAGGGCCUGGAGGUGUGGAGGCUCUGGGUCCAGCGCAAAAACGCUGACUUGGAGAAAGAGGAGAAGCAGAAGCUAGCGCCCAUUGGACGUCGUCAGCCCAUGCGUUUCCAGGAGGACCUGGUGUCGAGUGCAGUGGCUGAGCUCAACGUGGGUCUGGCCCUGAUGACCCAGGAGGCACGAGGGCUGGAGGGAGAGCAGUUUGAGCCGGAUGCUCUCUACUACGUGUUCCUCUGUAUACAGAAGUAUCUCUUUGAAAAUGGACGGGUCGACGACAUUUUCUCCGAUCAGUACUACACACGUUUCUCCCAGUGGUUACACAAAAUCCUGGAUGAUUGGAGACCAGCUGUCCACCCGUUGGGCUACUUCAUCCCCAGUCAUGUGACCGAGGAGAUGUUGUGGGAAUGCAAACAGCUGGGGGCCCAUUCACCAGCCACGCUGCUCACCACGCUCAUGUACUUCAACACUAAGUAUUUCCACCUGACGACAGUGGAGCAGCACAUGAAGGUGGCGUUCUCCAAGGUCCUGAGGCACACCAAGAAGAACCCCUCCAACCCCAAGGACAAGAGCACCAGCAUCCGCUUCCUGAAAGGAGUGGGGCCGCACCAGAUCGGCCAGAAAGUGACGGACGACAUGUACGAAGAGCAGGGGGAGGAUCCUGAGAACCCACUGCGGUGUCCCAUAAAACUCUACGACUUCUACCUAUUCAAGUGUCCCCAGAGCGCGAAGGGGCGCAACGACGCCUACUACUUAACGCCGGAGCCUGUGGUGGCCCCAAACAGUCCUAUAUGGUACUCGACUCAGCCAAUCACGAGCCAGCAAGUGGAGCAAAUGCUCACACGCAUCAUCAUGGUGCGGGAGAUCCAGGAGGCCGUAGCACAGGGGAGCAUUCACUGAGGGGAGGGGCCGUAACCUUGACAUUCCCCUGGACUCACCGGCCUUCCACUCUCGUCUCUCUCUCUUUAACACAGUCCUGGUUGUGGCUUCCCUUCUCGCUUCCGGAGCCUCAGCAACUCACAAGGAACUCUGAAGUGGUCUCUCGCUCUUUCCCCAAACGGUUUCAUUUUACAUCCACGGACGUGAGCGACACUGUUUACAAGAGUUGAUUUCAUGGCCUUUUUAAAGAAGGAAAAAAAGACGGAGAGAGAAAAGAAAAAAGAACAUAUUCCUCAGUUUUGUUUAUCUUAAUCAUGACCGUUAAAAUGAUUGUGACCCUGAUGCCUGAUGUGGACUGACUGAUUAGUUUGUUCUGUUGGGUCAUGCGUGUGAGUACACUCAUCACCUAAGCUCUUUGCCUCACGCUGUUUUGAACGACAAAGAGCAAGAGAGGGUUGAUCCAUGCGGUCACUCACUCAUAACUCAGAGAUCAUUAUAAACUUUCUGCGUCACCUGACAUUAGAGAGGGUUAAACACCCCGACUAAUUCAGUCUAAUGUAUAAAUAUUGUGCGAAAAUAUGGACAUUUAUCCUUUCUGCUUUUAGUACCCCCCCAACCUCCUCUCAAGUCCUGGACCCGCGACGGGUAUUGGGUUCCCCAGAGCAGGAUGGAUCAUGCCUGAACACAGGAUCUCAACAGACAGGACCCCUCUGCUCAAUAUUUUGUUAUUUUUUUUAUAUUGCAUUUACGAUCUCCUGUAUGUAUUGAUAUUAUAAGGCUGACGGAGGCUGGAGAUCCAUUGUUUUCAAACAUG
Messenger RNA from Osmerus eperlanus (European smelt), 4285 nucleotides. Its product is annotated as transcriptional regulator QRICH1-like. Bases 1000 to 3492 code for a protein of 830 amino acids. The record is from RefSeq and is a predicted model, not a curated record. The transcript is spliced from 11 exons. Lineage: Eukaryota; Metazoa; Chordata; Actinopteri; Osmeriformes; Osmeridae.